UGUGAAUCAUUUAAUUCGCUCAUUGCUAAAAAAAUUCAUCCAUACAAACGAAAGAGAUCAUUGGAUCAUAAUUUUUUCUUCGAAAAAAGGGGAACAAUUUGAAAGGUUGUAAAUAAAGUCAACACUGUUUUCGUUCUUGUCUGUUUUUUUCUCAGUUUUGAUUCCUCAACUUGUUUAGUUUUCUUGGUCAAUCCGAUCACUCGCACUAUGGAAAUUUUUAUACUUUAAACUUUGAUUAAUUUGUAAAUAAUUGCUGCGAAUGUAAUAAGUAAACUCUAAUUCCAUAUUAUUCGAUGUAAUACUCGCGAAUUGUACGUUCCGUCGUAUUGGAAAAUUGCUUCAUCUAAUACUCAAAUUUUUUAUCAGUACGAGUCAAGUUCGGUAAUCGGAAGUUUUUUUUCCUAUAAUGCUCACUUUUUAAUUAUUUUGUACUCGAAGUACUCGGUCGCGAAAUAAUCACCAAAAAAUGGCAGUGUUAAGCAAAAACAUAAUUAACAAAUCACUAGCCGGAGCCGCUUCUUUCACCACGUUGAUCUUGGCGUUGAAAUUGUUGAAUAAAUUCAAAAACGAUGCUAAGAAAAGAAAAAAAUUGGCCAAGAAUGAAAUCCAAUACAUGAUAGGAGAGAAACCUUCAAACAAGAGUCAGAAAGCUCACGUGAAUAAGGAAUUCGUUCGACAAUUAUGCGUGAUUUUAAAAAUUUCCAUUCCCGGCGUAUUCAGCCCGGAAUUCGGAUAUUUACUCUUGAUCGCCGGAUCUUUGGUGGCCCGAUCGUUGUGUGAUAUAUGGAUGAUUCAAAAUGGCACUAUGGUUGAAACGGCCAUUGUCAAUAUGGACAAGCAAUUGUUCAUUAAAAGACUGUUAUAUUUCUUUUCUGGAAUGCCUUGUAUUGCAGUUGUGAAUAACAUUCUGAAAUGGAGUUUGGGUGAAUUGAAAUUAAGAUUGCGAACGAGAUUAACGCAGCAUUUAUACGAUCAAUACUUGAAGGGUUUUACGUUUUACAAAAUGUCAAAUCUCGAUAAUCGUAUAGCAAACGCUGAUCAACUGUUGACCACCGAUGUAGAUAAAUUUUGCGACAUGUUCACAGACUUAUACUCGAACAUUAGUAAACCAGUUUUGGAUAUAUUCAUUUACGUGUACAGAUUGACAGCUACGUUAGGUUUUCAGACUCCUUCUCUUUUACUAGGAUACCUAGUAGUGUCUGGUAUGUUUUUAACAUAUUUACGAAGACCGGUGGGUAGAAUGACAGUGACUGAACAAAAAUUAGAAGGCGAAUUCCGCUACAUUAAUUCCAGACUUAUAACCAAUGCCGAAGAAGUCGCCUUUUACAAUGGCAAUUAUAGAGAGAAAUUAACGCUCCUCGCUUCGUUUGAAAAACUGACGGACCAUUUACGUAAAUUCUUAGAAUUUCGUGUGCUAAUGGGAAUAGCAGACAACAUUGUUGCCAAAUAUAUUGCUACCGUAGUGGGAUUUUUCGCCGUAAGCAUACCAUUCAUGGAUUCACGUCACAGCUUUACCGGGCUCGGUAAAGAUGAACGAUUCAGAUUUUAUUAUACGAUGGGCCGUAUGCUUGUUAAACUUGCCGAAGCUAUUGGAAGACUGGUAUUGGCUGGUAGAGAGAUGACCAGAUUGGCCGGAUUUACUGCCAGAGUCACAGAAAUCAUGGUCGUACUGGAUGAUCUGAAUAAAGGCCAUUACGUUAGGAACAUGGUACAGAAUAAUCCCGAAAAUGGUAUCGCGAAUGGUGAAAUAUGUUUGCCUACCAAAACACUGAUACCUGGCUCGGGCAUUAUUAAAUUCCAAGAUAAUAUCAUCCGUUUCGAUAAUGUCCCAUUGGUCACUCCUAAUGGAGACGUUCUCAUCGAAAGUCUUACAUUUGAAGUGAAAUCCGGUACCAAUGUGUUGGUCUGUGGGCCAAACGGUUGCGGAAAAUCGUCACUGUUCAGGAUUCUGGGCGAAUUAUGGCCGUUAUUCGGAGGAAUGCUGCGUAAACCACCUCGUGGAAAAUUAUUUUAUAUCCCUCAACGUCCGUACAUGACAUUAGGAACAUUGAGAGAUCAAGUUAUUUAUCCGCACACGAAAGAAGAAAUGUUGAAGAGAGGUAAAACAGACAAUGACCUUAAGAACUUCUUGGAUAUAGUUCAAUUAUCUUACAUCCUGAAUCGAGAUGACGGUUGGGAUACGGUCGCUGAUUGGAUAGAUGUGCUUUCUGGAGGCGAAAAACAACGAAUCGCUAUGGCUAGAUUAUUCUACCAUAAACCUCAAUUUGCCAUAUUGGACGAAUGCACCAGCGCUGUCAGUGUAGAUGUCGAAGAUACCAUGUAUCAAUACUGUAAAAAUAGUAACAUCACCUUGUUUACGGUCAGUCAUAGGAAAUCUCUGUGGAAACAUCACGAGUAUUACCUACAAAUGGACGGCCGAGGAAGUUACGAGUUCAAAAAAAUUGAACCCGAUACUCAAGAGUUUGGAUCGUAGGCGUUUUUACUAUCCAUACAGGGUUCGGAAUGUGAUAAAUUCUGUGGUUAGCAAAGACGCGUUAGUUACCAUUAUUUAUGCCCAUCUUGACAAAACAACAAUCUUUUACGGAGGGUUGAUUUUGUGGACGUUAUUUUUAUACGAGUAUUUUACGUACCUAUGCCCAAGUUUAUAUCGUUAAAUAUCUCAUUGUAUACUCGGUUUAUUUUCUAUUUUUUUUUUUUUUUUUUUCGUUAUAAUAUUCUUUUGUGUAGUUUGAAUGUUUGAUUCUUGCUUAGGUGUGUAGAUCGCCCUAUUUAAUGGUUUACUUACGAAGUUUUUCCAUUUCAUGAACAGAAGUUCUUAGUUUUCUAAGUACAUAUAUACUCCUUCGUUAGUGUUAUUGUAUCGUCACUAGAUACGAUUCAAAUGUUUUCAUUGGUUCUGCAAGUGUGAUGUUAUUCUGAUAUUUUUCUUGUUUGGAGUAUGGUUAUGUAUUUUUGUUUUUAACGUUUAUAAUACCUAUGUAUUUUUUUUUUGUUUUUUUUCUUUUCUUUUUUUUUUCAUGUACUUAUGAACAUACCUAAUUAGGUUAAUAAAGCUGUAUUUGAAAUGUU
Molecule: messenger RNA, 3069 nt
Organism: Planococcus citri (citrus mealybug)
Lineage: Eukaryota; Metazoa; Arthropoda; Insecta; Hemiptera; Pseudococcidae
Gene: Pmp70
Product: ATP binding cassette subfamily D member Pmp70
Exons: 16
Coding region: 467-2473 (668 amino acids)
Biological process (GO): peroxisome organization; fatty acid beta-oxidation; long-chain fatty acid import into peroxisome
Cellular component (GO): peroxisomal membrane
Molecular function (GO): ABC-type transporter activity; long-chain fatty acid transmembrane transporter activity; ATP hydrolysis activity
Source: RefSeq, a predicted model, not a curated record